AUGCAUAUUGGACUGAAAUGGAUUGCAGUACCUGAUUUUAUGGAAUCUUACUAUAGUUGGUUUGAGAUUGAUAUCCUUCGUGGUUCGUCCACCAAAAUUGUAAUUGAGAAGAUGAAGCGUGCAAGUGCUUAAUGACAAUGGUCCACAAUCUUUAAGCAGGGAAUUUAAACGUUUUGCUAAUGAAUGGCUCUUUGAGCACGUAGCAGGCAGUCUGUAUCAUCCAAUAGCCUGGCCGAGAAUACUGCCAAACCUGCUUUGCAAGGGUACCAAAAACGGUUCUGGUCCCUCAAUUGGCCUCCUUAAUCUACGCAAUGUUCCUAAAGAUCAAACACUAGGUUCUCCUGCCCGGCGACUUACGUCCAGUCGUUCCAGUUUCACUAUUCCUGUGGCAAAUCAUCUCCUCACUCUUAAGGCAGCCAGUACUUAAAAUGCCUCUUCAGCUUAUGAUAAUCAGCAUGUCAAGCAUCUUGCUCUCUUUAUUCACAACAGCUUGUGAGACUUCAAACUAAGAAAGGUUAUGAGAAAAAUGGCGUUGUUAAGAAACCAGCUGCAAAGCAAGGAUCCUACGUCGUGCAAACUGGAGUAAAGGAGUACCGCAGAAACCGGAAACAUAUUUUAGCUGUUCCAGAACCUGCUCCAGCUCAGUCUCCUGCUGCUGCUUCUUCACCGACUCUCUUAGCUACAGCUCUUCAACAGCCUCCAACCCUGUCAAAUGCUCCUCACCAGGGUCCUUCCAUGUUAAAUGAGGAUAUAUUCCCUGAGUUUGCAAUUUCCGCCAAGACACCAUCAGAGCCUGGAGUCUAUCAGACGUCACCGACAAGGAAGUUUAUCAGACCCAAAGCUUCACUACAGUCUUCUCUUGAAAGAGGUACGCCGGAGGUCUCUGGUUCAAAUGGUCUUGCAUACUCUAAUGCCAAAAGAUCGCAAGUUGUCACAAGAUCUGAAAGAAUCUCACGACCUUAUCUGAAAUCCAAGGAGUUUGUGACUUAA
This is a messenger RNA of Porites lobata, 990 nucleotides long. The record is from the annotation of a GenBank genome assembly. NCBI's taxonomy places the organism in Eukaryota, Metazoa, Cnidaria, Anthozoa, Scleractinia, Poritidae.